AAAAAUGUAAAUAAAGGCUUCAGUGAUUUUCGUAGCCCUCCUGCCACCAGGGAAGUUUUAGUAUCUAGGCCAUCUAUGCUGAAAAGUAUAAUAGAUUUAAGAACUAAAAAUAUUACUUUCUAUAAGAAACUUCGAAAGUUUGCAAUCGACAAUAUCUACAUUUUUAACUCACCGAAGUCGAAUCUACCUCGGAAGCGUGAAUGAUAGAAAAAUCAACCUGAUCUAGAAUGAUAACCAAAGCUGGAUUUGCAAAGAUAUGGCAACUGAGUCGACAGGGAGUGAGAUUUGCCAGUACAUUAAAUGAUACUACUCCCAAAAGGAUAUGCAUUGUCGGCGCGGGCCCCGCUGGAUUUUACGCGGCUCAAUAUAUUUUGAAGCACUUGGAUAAUUCCCAAAUCGACAUUCUAGAGCGACUACCUGUUCCCUUUGGACUUGUAAGAUUUGGUGUGGCACCAGAUCACCCUGAGGUUAAAAAUGUGAUCAACACAUUUACGAAAACUGCGGAGAAUCCACGUCUGAGGUUUUUGGGAAACCUAAGUUUGGGAAAAGAUUUCACGCUAGACGAACUCAGAGAUAGGUAUCAUGCUGUUUUAUUGACAUAUGGGGCAGACAAAGACAGAAAGCUAAACAUUCCAAAUGAAUCAGUAACAAACGUAUUAUCAGCUCGGGAAUUCGUGGCCUGGUACAACGGUUUACCUGGUUUUGAACAUUUAAAUCCGGAUCUCAGUGGCAACACACUGACGUUACUAGGACAGGGUAAUGUGGCAGUCGAUGUGGCUCGAAUAGUGCUAUCCGGGCCGGAUUUAUUAAAGAGCACUGACAUUACUGAAUAUGCGCUGGAGACACUUUCACGAAGCAACAUAAAGAAAGUGCUCCUCGUGGGUCGCCGAGGGCCUCUGCAGGCGGCAUUCACUAUCAAGGAACUACGAGAAAUGCUAAAACUGCCCAAUUGUACCACAGCUUGGCGACCCAAUGAUUUGCAAGACCUAGACGAAGCACUGCCCAGUUUACCACGGCCUCGCAAACGAAUCACAGAGCUGAUGAUCAAAAGCCUUACGGAACAAACUGCUUAUAAGGAUUGCACCGAGGGUAAUAAAUUCCUACCGCUAUUCUUCCGCUCUCCGGUUAAAAUCUUAGGCACGAAUCAUGUGGAGGCAAUCGAAUACACCGUCAACAAAUUGGUCGACAAUCAGGCGGUUUCUACAGAUGAACGAGAAGUAAUUCCAACUGAUCUUGUGUGCCGAAGUAUCGGUUACAAGUCAGUCAACAUGGACGCCAGUUUGAAUUUUGACGACCGAAAAGGUUGCGUUCAAAAUGUGGCUGGCAGGGUGCUGAAGCGAACGCUCACCGGUAGCGAUCAAACGAUCGACGAUAUAGAAGACAAGUAUGAGAAUGGGUUGUACGCAUCUGGCUGGCUCGCAACCGGUCCCACGGGAGUCAUUCUUACCACGAUGAACAAUUCGUUCGGCGUGGCGGAUUUGAUCUGUAGAGAUUUCAAAAAUAAUGUGAUUCGGAUAAAGGAAGCCAAACCCGGAUUGGAUACGAGUGGAAAAAGGGUGGUCAGCUGGAUGGGCUGGAAAGCGAUCGACGCAGAAGAAUGUCGUCGAGGAGCAACAAAAGGAAAGCCCCGGGAAAAAAUAGUCAAGGUGGAUGAGAUGCUCAACAUUGCGGACGGAAAGUGAGACACUUGAAUAAUGUGAGAUUGAAAAAUCAACGGUUAUUGGUUGCGUAUGGCGUAUUGCUGUAGGUAUUGAAAAUUUAUUUAUUAUUUAGAUAUUGGCUAUUUUACGCUCAAGCGUAUGGGAAUCUAUAAGGUUUAUAAGGUUCUAUGCAUUCAGGAUCACUCAAGGAAUAUUUAUUGUA
Messenger RNA from Armigeres subalbatus, 1863 nucleotides. RefSeq names its product NADPH:adrenodoxin oxidoreductase, mitochondrial-like. The transcript has 5 exons. The coding region runs from base 228 to 1682 and encodes 484 amino acids. Gene Ontology annotation, biological process: ubiquinone biosynthetic process. The record is from RefSeq and is a predicted model, not a curated record. Gene Ontology annotation, cellular component: mitochondrion. NCBI's taxonomy places the organism in Eukaryota, Metazoa, Arthropoda, Insecta, Diptera, Culicidae.